AUGAAAAAGACUCUGCUUCUUUGUUUCAUUCAUGGCUUCAAGGGCGGCGAGGACACCUUUGGGAUCGAUUAUAAGUUCACCAAGGACUUGCGUGAUUUGGUGAGGGAGGCUUUGCCCAAGAUCAAUGUUGAGGUCGUCGUAUAUCCCAAGUAUGAGACUCGUGGAGAUUUGGGCAAUUGCGUGAGUCGCUUUCGCGACUGGCUGCAGAACAAAGUCAUCGACAUGGAGGUGGCUGCUGGCACACCUUCACCUACGAUUGAGCCUUCAGUGCGCACCAUUCUCAUCGGCCACUCUAUGGGCGGCAUCGUGGCGGCGGAGAUGCUCAUCAGCUUGGCUUCCGAAAAGCCCAUCUACACAGAAGACGGCAUUCAGAAAUCAGAAACACCAACCUUUAACUCUCUCAUGUUUCCAUACAUCCAGGGUGUCCUCGCCUUCGACACGCCUUACUUGGGUAUCUCUCCUGGGGUGGUAGCCCACGGCGCCGAGGACCAGUAUCAAAGCGCCACGCAGGCCGCGAGCGCAAUCUCGCAGCUGAGCGGGCUCGGAGCUUCGCUCUGGGGCGCCAAACAAGCUGGCUCACCUUCGACGACCCCAGCGCUUCCAAAGACAGCUGGCGCUCUACCGGCUCCUUCGGGCACUGGUGGCAACCAGUGGCAGAAAUGGGGCAAGAUGGCCAUGUACGCGGGCGCCGCUGGAGCUGUAGCUGCCGGCGGUGCAGCGGCGUGGAUGAAGCGCGACCAACUCACCGAAGGCUGGUCCUGGGCGUCCUCACAUCUUGAGUUCGUCGGGUGUCUUGCCAGGGGAGAAGAGCUGCGCAAACGAGUUGCGUGUCUCCUGCAGCUGCGACAGGAGCUCGAUGUUGGGUUUGCGAACUUGUACACAAGGCUUGGCAAGGCAGCACCAUCGAAGCAGAUCAACGUCGUUGGGACGGUGUUGGGCCAGGACAGGACGUUCUGCAAUCUUCCCAAGAAGCAGCCUGGAGGGGUAUGGAAAGAAGCCAUCAACGACAAGGCGACUGACGAGGCGAGUGCGCAUAUGAAUAUGUUUACUCCCAAGGAGAAUCCUGGGUACAACCAGUUAACUCAGGAUGCUACAGGGGUGAUUUUCGAGUGGCUGCAGAACGAAUGGUAUGAGACGAGUGCUAAAGAUCCGCUGUUAUUAGAAGAGGCACCGUCGUCUGAGGAUUUGCCUUCUCCUGCGGGUGAGAAUGUUGAGAAGACCGAGAAGAAUAACAAGAUCGAGGAUAUUGAAAAGACUGAGGAGCUCAUUUAA
Fusarium sp. VM40 is the source of this 1272-nucleotide messenger RNA. The record is from the annotation of a GenBank genome assembly. NCBI's taxonomy places the organism in Eukaryota, Fungi, Ascomycota, Sordariomycetes, Hypocreales, Nectriaceae.